This is a messenger RNA of Lathyrus oleraceus (garden pea), 1621 nucleotides long. Its product is annotated as probable trehalose-phosphate phosphatase C. The transcript is spliced from 10 exons. Gene Ontology annotation, molecular function: trehalose-phosphatase activity. NCBI's taxonomy places the organism in Eukaryota, Viridiplantae, Streptophyta, Magnoliopsida, Fabales, Fabaceae. Gene Ontology annotation, biological process: trehalose biosynthetic process. The record is from RefSeq and is a predicted model, not a curated record. Bases 134 to 1264 code for a protein of 376 amino acids.
UUUUUUUUGCCUUUUCCUUUUCAUCAAACACUUUCUCCCCUAUAAAUUCCUCAUUCAACACACACAACCAAGCCACAAAACCAUCUCUCUUUUCUUCUCUCUCUAUAGUUUCUCUCUCUUAUUUUUCGACCAAAUGACGAACCAAAAUGCGUUGGGGAAGCAACGUGUGAACGAGAGGCUUAUGGAGAUAGCAAUGUCGAUUUCCGACUCUAACGAUUUACCAGCAACAAUAGUACCUGAAUUAAUGGCUUUGUUUGGUGAGUUUUUAACUCAGCAGAAAAACAAUCUCAUAAAACCUCUAGAAGAUGAAAAUGGCAAAGCAACAACCAAGACUAACAAAUGGAUUGAUUCCAUGAGAGCUUCUUCUCCUACCAGAACACGAAACACUUCCGAAAAUCGCGAACAAAUUAACUGGAAGCUUUUUCAUCCUUCAGCCUUGAACAUGUUUGAUCAAAUAAUGUACAAAGCAAACGGAAAACAAAUAGUUGUUUUUCUUGAUUAUGAUGGAACUCUCUCCCCAAUUGUUGCAGAUCCAAAUAAAGCUUAUAUGACUAAAAAGAUGAGAAUGACAUUGAAGGAUAUAGCAAGACAUUUUCCUACUGCCAUCGUUAGUGGAAGGUGCUUAGACAAGCUAUUUAGCUUUGUAAGAUUGACAGAAUUAUACUAUGCUGGAAGUCAUGGGAUGGAUAUAAAAGGACCAACAAAUAAGAAAAGCACUAAGAAAGGUGGUAAUGAUGAGGUACUUUUGCAGCCUGCAAGUGAAUUCUUGCCCAUGAUCAAUGAGGUUUAUAAAAUCUUGGUGGAAAAAACAAAGGAUGUUCCUGGAGCUAUGGUGGAAAAUAACAAAUUUUGUUUGUCUGUACAUUUUCGCUGUGUUGAUGAGAAGAGUUGGACAACAUUGGCUGAACAAGUAAGUUUGGUGCUCAAUGAUUUCCCAAAACUAAAACUAACUCAAGGAAGAAAAGUGUUGGAAAUUAGACCAACCAUAAAAUGGGACAAAGGAAGAGCUCUAGAAUUUUUGUUAGAGUCACUUGGAUUUGCAAAUUCUAACAAAGUAUAUCCAAUCUAUAUUGGUGAUGACCGAACUGACGAAGAUGCUUUUAAGGUUUUAAGCAAUAGAGGACAAGGGAGUGGGAUUCUUGUAUCUAAAAUUCCAAAAGAAACCAAUGCUUCUUACACAUUGCAAGAUCCAUCUGAGGUUGGAGAAUUUUUGCAGCAUUUGGUUGAAUGGAAAAGAACAAACUCUGAUAGCCACAAGUUGUAGAGAGGUAGAAGAAAGAAUCUAUAAAUGAGUUUAGGGAUUUGACACCGACCAAAGAAUUUGGUCAAGGGGUAGUUCAAAUAACAUCCCUUGUUUCAAAAUAGGAAAUAGUACAUGUUAUUGUUCCAUAAUUUUUAAUUUUUAGGGACCAAAAAGUCCAAAUAGAUUCUCUCUUUUUUCUUGUAUUAAUGUAUAAUUCUAUUCUUGAUCUUUCACACGUUUGCAUGCGCAUGCGAUAGUGAAAGACAGAUGUUUUAUGCCUUAUUUGUAAAAUCAGACAUUGUAACUUUCUUACUCUCAAUUGUACUUAUUGUACAGUGGAAAAUGUUAUGAUGAAAAUGAUAAUUGCCGACUUCAAAA